ACAGCACGGCCAGACGCAGCGGAGGCAGCCGGGGCUAGACGAGCUAACAGGUUUAAGCAUCAAGAUUGAAAAUGUUUAAGUGGAAAUGGACAAUAUGUUGUAAUUAGGACGUUUUCACUCGGGGUGAGAUUGGAUUGGAGUGGGAAUCGACGGCGCAAACGGUAACCUCCACACUCUUUUUGGAAUAUAAUCACCUCGAAGGAUUAUUUACGGGAUUCUACCUUUGGAGUCCUUCCCCAUGCUUCAAGAUGGGGAACGGAUUAUCAGAACAACAAAACUUUCUCUCCAACGUUCCAUUCUUCCAGUCUUUUCACAUCGCCAUCCUCGGACUGGAUUCCGCCGGCAAAACCACGGUCCUCUACAGACUGCAGUUCAACGAGUUUGUAAAUACUGUACCUACUAAAGGCUUCAACACAGAAAAGGUCAAAGUAUCUCUGGGUGGACAUAGAACUGUGACGUACCAUUUCUGGGACGUUGGCGGACAGGAGAAACUUCGUCCGCUUUGGAAAUCCUACACACGCUGCACGGACGGAAUCAUUUUCGUUGUAGACUCUGUUGAUACCGAGCGCAUGGAGGAGGCCAAAACGGAACUCCAUAAAAUCGCCAAAACGUCAGAAAACCAAGGCGUUCCCAUACUGUUGGUGGCGAAUAAACAGGACCUAAGACACGCCUUGGGUUUGGAGGAGAUCGAAAAACUGUUAGCGCUGAAGGAGCUAGGGCCCGCGACUCCUUGGCACCUGCAGCCUACUUGCGCGAUUAUCGGGGACGGCCUGCGGGAGGGGAUAGAGAGACUGCACGAUAUGAUCCAGAAGAGGAGGAAGGCGCUAAGGCAGCAGAAGAAGAAGAGAUAAGGGAGGCGCAGAGGGACAGUGUUUUUUAUGUGAAGGAAUUGGUGGUAUAGAGGAGUGGAUUUGAAAAUGGGCUUUAGUUGACGACACAACAGUCGAUACGUUCACGACCUAAAAUGUGAUGUCAUAAUUUCAAAUGGAGGACAAGGGCCUGUACAACUCUAUGGGAAAUUUGGCUCUACAAACAUGUCAUUAAUAUUAUGGCCUAAAGUCCUUUCAACUGACAACAAUCACGACUUUGAGGCUGAAUAAUGGCACCAUUUUCUGAAGCUAUUGUGGAAAAAUAAUUCCAUGUUUUAUUUGUAUUGACAGAAAAUACAAUGGCCUUUGUGCCGGUUUGUGUUUCAUGUGGAAACGCCCAUUUAAUUAGAGAUAUUAACCAUGAAUCAGGUUAGCAAACCUGCAGUCGGAGAGUUAAACCAUAGAAUCCUGACCGGUCCUCCAGCUCAAGGUUGUGAUGUCAAGUGAACAUAGACUAUAGACUCGAAUUUAUAACUGAAAUGGGGGUAGGUAAAGUCACAGAGGUUAAUAAGCAGAUUUUGUGGUAUAGUUGGGUAAAUAUAAUAGCAGAAAGAAUAAUGCACUUUGUCACAAAAAUUCUCAAUUUCAAAAUCUGUGAAUUGUCCUUUUGGUUAUUUCUUAUGAAAGUACCAUAUAAUGUGUAAAGUACUGGCUCCUGCUCCCAUUUGAGAGAGUUUUGGUAGUCACUACAUUGUACAAGCAGAAACAACAAACAACAAAGGGGGGACAGACAACCAAAUGUGGAUAAGUGAAAGAGCCUUUAUGUUUCUGACAUUGUGAACCAGUAGAUUUGAUCAAAGUUGUAAUUUUACUCUAAAAUACUUAAAAUACCUCAAAAUGCUCUUACAGAACAAAAUAAUUUGAGUAGAGGUUAAGGUAGACUUAAUUGUCCCCUGCAUUUGUACCAUCCUUCAAUAGCACUGGGUUUUAACCUGGGGACGUGAUUCCAGAUCUUAGCUAGGUUCAUAGUUGGGGUAAUCCUCUAGCUAGGUACUCCUAUUACUCCUUAGUCAGCAUGUUUUGGGUUAGAGUUACUAUUACUUGUAACUUGAGGUCUUCCACGUUCACCUCAUGAUUUUGGGUUGGAGUGCCUGCUAGCUAGCUGCUGAUGAAUGCACUUUCACACAUGCUAAUCUAGUUUAGGGGGUAUAUUUUAACACUAGAACUAACGUGCGUGCUAAGAUUGUUGCUAAACCAAAAAAUCUGGUCUAGAAUACACAUUUUUGUCUAGAAAUCCUCAGAGGUGAAAUGGGUCAUUUCCUGGCAGUAGAUAGAUACUAUGUUUACAUAGUGAGAGUUUCUGAAAAACAUCUAACUUUGUAACUGAUGUGACACUCCUUUGUCCACUCCUUUGUACUUUCAAUGAAAGGUCCUGUUGUCCUGAAUGGAUUCAAAUGUCUACAGUGGCCCUGCUGAGUUUUAUCAGUGCACACGAGCUUUAGCGUACAAGACUAGUCAAAAGUUUGGACACCAUCUCAGUCAGUGUUGUUUUUCUUUGUUUACUACUUUCUACAUUUUAGAUACAUACUAAAAAAAGUCACAUUCACAGGACAGAAAUUAACCUUUUCUGAACAGCUUUAGAAUGAUCUUGAGCUAUAUCAGAACAAGUAUAAGACACAUAGACUAGUAUACACACAUUUCUCAAAAUCUAUAAUCAAGUUUCGAGUUAUUUUGAGUUAAUUUUGUGUUCACUACAGGCCACACUUGCUCAUUAAUAGUUUUGAUGCCCUCAGUGUUGAAUCUACAAUGUAAAUAGUCACAAAAAUAGAGAAAAAACAUAAAUGAGGUCCAAACUUUUGCCUGGCCGUGUAGGUCCGAUGGGUUUGUAAGUGAGUACAGAGGAUAUAUAGAUUGAAAUAUAUGAAAGUUAUAGAUAUGUAGAUAUGAGUUUUCCACGUUGACAAAAGCACUGGACGUUGUGUUGGAAGUGUUUCAGAACGCCGAUGGAGAUAUUACCAAAAAUCUUUUAAGAAAUGUUUUGAAAAGUUUAAGAUGGCGGAGGUUUAGGAGUGACAGUGAAAAAAAGUGCACCACAGUUUCUAUUUGUAUAAGUGUUAUUAGGGCUGUAUGAAAUGACAAAAUUGUAAUAUUUAAUCAUUGUGUUGAAUAUUGUAAUGAGUUAGCUGCCCCAAGUGUCUUUUUGUUUUUUUGUUUUUUUUACACUGGACUUUCUGUGAAGUAUUACUGUGUACCUUGGCUUUGCUGUUAGCUUCCGUUAGCUUGCUGCGCUACAUUAGAUUUUGUUAAAUGCACUUUAGUUGAUAAGUUCACAGUUUACAGUUGUUUGUAGGGGGGCACAAGUCGGAUGAUUUUUUUAUAUGAAAAAAAAUUGAUAUACAAAUAAAUGAAAAACAUAUGAUGACACAAUGUUUUGACAAAUUAUACUUUAUCUUGUUUUGAAUAAAAUGCAU
Periophthalmus magnuspinnatus is the source of this 3280-nucleotide messenger RNA. RefSeq names its product ADP-ribosylation factor-like 4aa (gene arl4aa). NCBI's taxonomy places the organism in Eukaryota, Metazoa, Chordata, Actinopteri, Gobiiformes, Gobiidae. Gene Ontology annotation, biological process: intracellular protein transport; vesicle-mediated transport. Gene Ontology annotation, molecular function: GTP binding; GTPase activity. The coding region runs from base 249 to 851 and encodes 200 amino acids. The transcript is spliced from 2 exons. Gene Ontology annotation, cellular component: cytoplasm. The record is from RefSeq and is a predicted model, not a curated record.